GGUGGCUGUCAACAGGGCGGAAGUGAUAGACGCGGAAGCGUUGAGGCUGACUUGUCAGUAGUGGGGCGGGGCAAGCAAGAGAGUUCUGCAUGUGUCUCAGUCCUGGAAAGAUGCUGAAGCUGGUGGUUGGGUUGUUGGUGGGGCUGGUGCUGGCUCUGAUACUGGGCACCUAUAGCAGUACUGAGCGCAGGACCCAGCUCAGGGCCAGCCAUGGAAGAGACCCAACACCACCAUGGCCGGGGAAGGAGCUCAGUCACAUCUUCUGGGCUGUACAGGUGACUGAUAUCCAUAUUAGUAAAUUCCUGGAAACUGAAAGGGUGUCAGAGUUUGAAUCUUUUUGUACUGAAAGCCUUGCAAUCAUCCAGCCUGCCCUUGUUCUAGUAACAGGUGAUCUAACAGAUGGCAAAACCAAAGAUAAAUUGGGGUCGGACCAAUUUGAGGAAGAGUGGCAGAUUUAUAGAUCUAUUCUGAAGAAGUCCCGGAUACUGGAGAAAACAAAAUGGAUUGACAUUCGUGGAAAUCAUGAUUCAUUUAACAUUGCACACCUGGGCAGCACCAAUAACUACUACAGAAAAUACUCAGGAUGGCAAAAAGAAGGUUCCUUUCAUUAUAUUCACCAAACUCCAUUUGGGAAUUACUCCUUCAUCUGUGUAGAUGCCACUCUCACUCCAGGACCCAAAAGACCAUACAACUUCUUUGGAAUAAUCGGGAAGGAUCAGAUGCAGACGUUGUCAACAUUGGCUGCAGAGAGUCUACAUAGCAAUCAGUCUGUGUGGUUUGGUCACUACCCCACUUCAACAAUUGUGUCUUCUUCCCCUGGUAUCCGGGCAGUAAUGAGUUCAGCUGUGGCAUACAUGUGUGGUCACCUGCACACUCUGGGAGGGCUGGCACCUGUCCUGCAUAGUCAACAUCAGCAGGGCACCCUGGAGCUGGAGCUUGGAGACUGGAUGAAGAAUAGGAGAUACCGGAUAUUUGUCUUCGAUCAUGACCUGUUCAGCUUCAUAGACCUGCGACAUGAUGAGUGGCCUGCAAUUCUCAUUACUAACCCCAAAUCUGUUUUGUAUACAAACCCAGCAGUGGAGCCAUUGAAGCGAAUCCAGCACUCCACACACAUCAGAGUGCUGGUAUUUUCCCCGGAUCCCAUCAUCUCUGUCAAGGUGUUCAUAGAUGGCAUUGAACUGGGAGACGCCGAGAAUUCCUCUGGUCCAUUGUACGUGUUAGAGUGGAGUGCUGAAGCAUAUAUGACUGGACUACAUGAGAUCAAAGUCCAAGCGAAGGAUGCUGCUGAGCGGAAACAAACCAGAAGCCAUCUGUUCAGCUUAGAAGAUGAUGUUUCUGUCAGCUUCAGCCUGUUUCCAUCUCUGAUUCUCCUUACAGAUCACCACGUUGUGGCACAGGUGCUAUUUAUUGUCAUUGUACUGGGUCAACUCCUUGUACUUCUUGUUUUCAGAAUAAGAAAGAAGCCAAAGCUGAGAGGACCCCCUGGAAAUUUUGCACUGGCCUCUUUCUCUUUGCAUGUACUAAGCAAGAACAGUGUUUUCUUCUAUGCCAUUGUACUGUUGACUCUUUUCACCGCCAUAGGUCCUUGGUUUAUUGGGGAAAUUAUAGAUGGUCACAUGGGAGUUUGCUUUGCCUUUGGCGUGAUUGUUGGAGGACAUUUCCUAGAUGGAAGUCUCACAUACGUUGUUGGAAUAAUGCAGAUGGCGUUCUUUAAUAUUCCCCUGACUGCAUACCUGUGCUGGUGUUUACUUUGUAGAUGCAAGGGUCAUGGUUUCUUUUCCCAUCUGCGACACACUAGGAAGAUUGUCUAUGUGCCGAUUCACUUCUUCAUGUUCCUCCUUUUGGUCUGGCAGAUCUAUUCCUGCUUUUUCCUCUUAUUGACUUAUGGCACCUUAGCAACUUUCCUCUCUCCAAUGAAGCUGUGGCUGGUGGUGGCUACGUUGGUCUUGGGCAGGAGAGUGUGGGUGUUCAACUCCCCAGAACUAAGGUCUUAUGUCAUUGAGCUGAAGAACUGCCAGAGCACUUGACAGCUACCGGAUGACAGGGAAACGUGGGUGCAGGGUUAUGUGCAUAGAAUCCUCAUUUAUACCUGGAAAGUCAAUAUUUCUAAGGCCAAAUACGAUACUCAUUUGAUUACUGAAUAGCAAAUCGUGCACAAUAAUGACUUGAGCCUUCUAUAGCAUCAUGUGGUUUGCUUUGAUUUUGAAACCCCACCACUCUAUGUAAUACUCAGAAGAAUGAAGGACACAAAAUGCUGAGAUUGUAAUUUUAAUAUUUUCUAGAUUUAUUCUGUCAUUAUGCAAUAAUCUCUUCUCUUACUGGAAAAUUGAGACCCUUGCAGUGUAUACAGUAAUAGUCUGAAUUUUCAACCCUGAGAUUUUGUCUAUGGGUGAAAGUGGUGGAGGUGAACCACUGCUGCAGCAGACGGAGCUUCUGGGACUCCUACAGCUAUGUCAUUGCUUCUCCGUGAGUACUAUUUAAACCACUAGAAUGUACCCAGAAAUGAAGUAUCAAUUUUUGGCAGACCGGUCCUAAAAAAAAUUAGUUGGAUGUAGAGAAUGACUCCAAAUCAACAAAAUCUAAUGAAGCUGCACAUAGAAGAGCAGAUAUAGUAUGUAGAGAGACAUCUGCUGAUUUAAAAAAAAAAAAAAA
Molecule: messenger RNA, 2652 nt
Organism: Rana temporaria (common frog)
Lineage: Eukaryota; Metazoa; Chordata; Amphibia; Anura; Ranidae
Gene: TMEM62
Product: transmembrane protein 62
Exons: 14
Coding region: 90-2027 (645 amino acids)
Molecular function (GO): hydrolase activity
Source: RefSeq, a predicted model, not a curated record